UCAGCUCUAACUAUCAUGACGAUUAUUUUGUUCUUUUCUUUCCGUGUUUUUCAAGUAACAGGAUGGCCCCAACUGCCAAGAACACCAAAGGUGAUACCAAGGCUGCGGCUAAGCCCGCCGAGAAGAAGGCAGCUCCAGCUGCCGCCAAGGGUAAGGUAGAGAAACCCAAGGCUGAGGCCGCCAAGCCCGCUGCGGCUGCCGCCAAGAAUGUUAAGAAGGCUCCUGAAGCCGCUAAGGACGUUAAGGCCGCCGCUGCUGCCAAGCCUGCAGCUGCCAAGCCCGCGGCCGCCAAGCCAGCUGCCGCCAAGCCCGCUGCUGCUAAGGAUGCCGCCAAGAAGGCACCCGCCGCCGCCACUGCUGCCAAGAAGGCUGCUCCCGCUAAGGCUGCUGCCCCUGCUGCUGGUAAGAAGGCCGCAACCACACCUGCGGCUGCCCCACCAGCAAAGAAGGCUGCUCCCGCUGCCGCUAAGAAGGCUGCUGCUCCAGUUGCUGCUGCCGUCGUCGCUGCCCCAGCUGCGGCCGCUCCUGCCAAGCCUGUGGCUAAGCCCGUCGCCAAGCCCAAGGCUAAGACGCUGACAGCUGCUCCCACCAAGGUUGCCAAGAAGAACGUGCUCCGCGGCAAGGGCAUGAAGAAGAAGAAGGUGUCGCUGCGCUUCACCAUCGAUUGCACCAACAUUGCUGAGGACAACAUCAUGGAUGUGGCCGAUUUCGAGAAAUACGUGAAGGCUCGCCUUAAGGUCAACGGCAAAGUGAACAAUCUCGGCAACAAUGUCACCUUCGAGCGCUCCAAGAUGAAGUUGCACGUGAGCUCCGAUGUGCAGUUCUCCAAGGCUUACCUUAAGUACCUCACCAAGAAGUACUUGAAGAAGAACAGUCUGCGUGAUUGGAUCCGUGUGGUGGCCAACGAGAAGGAUUCGUACGAGCUGCGUUACUUCAGAAUCAGCUCCAACGAUGAUGAGGACGAUGAUGCCGAGUAAAAAAUAAAUCACACACAAACUGUAAAAGAAACAUACGCGGUUUGCCAAGAUGAAAGUUAAUAAAGUUUUGUAAGCUUUAAA
Messenger RNA from Drosophila busckii, 1058 nucleotides. Its product is annotated as 60S ribosomal protein L22. The record is from RefSeq and is a predicted model, not a curated record. Gene Ontology annotation, cellular component: ribosome. Gene Ontology annotation, biological process: cytoplasmic translation. The transcript has 3 exons. Lineage: Eukaryota; Metazoa; Arthropoda; Insecta; Diptera; Drosophilidae. Gene Ontology annotation, molecular function: RNA binding; structural constituent of ribosome. Bases 63 to 977 code for a protein of 304 amino acids.